Messenger RNA from Mycosarcoma maydis (corn smut), 2610 nucleotides. RefSeq lists its product as uncharacterized. Gene Ontology annotation, molecular function: carbohydrate binding; hydrolase activity, hydrolyzing O-glycosyl compounds. NCBI's taxonomy places the organism in Eukaryota, Fungi, Basidiomycota, Ustilaginomycetes, Ustilaginales. The record is from RefSeq and is a predicted model, not a curated record. The transcript has a single exon. Gene Ontology annotation, biological process: carbohydrate metabolic process. The coding region runs from base 1 to 2610 and encodes 869 amino acids.
AUGCUCGUCGAGAGACCGUUGACCAACUUGACACCUGUGAGCCAACAGCCUACCGAUGCCUUCCAACUGACCAAUUCGCAAGGCUUUGAGUGGUUGUUGAGCUUUCUCACACCUAGUAUCCUCAAAAUCACCGUUUUCGGUCCCAAUCAUCCUCUUCCACAACAAAGCAAUGUGCAAUGGUCCAACAGACCGCUGCUUCUUUCGGCCAAAAUCGAUGCCGUCGCCAAGAAGGCAACCCUCAGCGUCGAUGGCUUGACCCGACAUGUGACGGUCCAGUGGGACGAUACCCCUGUCGUCGACGUGCACGAGAACGUGCCGGGCAGCAAUGAUAAAGUGCUCGUCUUUGGUGAUAGUCCUCACAAGUCGUAUUGCUACUCGGAUACCGGUUUCACCAGACACACUCGCUUCCAGGUGGACAACCUUCACGUUGGCUUAGGUGAAAAGGCUGCGCCGCUCGACCUAUCCCGUCGAUCCUUUGCCAUCACUGGCAGCGACUCUGCCAGCUACGAUGCGUACCUCACGGAUCCUCUCUACAAGCAUACUCCUUUCCUCAUGACGUUGCCCAAGCCGUUUGAUGCCGAAGGCAACCCUAAGCCGCUGAGCUCGGUUGUCGGUAUCUAUUCCGCCUCCAAUUCUGACGCCAACUGGGACGUCGGUCGCUACAUUGACGAACCUUGGGGCAUCUUCAAGAAGUACGUUCAACACCACGGUGGUCUGGAGGAAUACAUUCUAUUGGGCGAGCACGCUCAGCAUGUUGUCACUCAAUUCUCGGAUCUUGUCGGUCGCCCGCUGCUUGUUCCACGCGACUGGCUCGGAUACCUUGCCAGUGGUAUGGGACUAGGCGAGAGCGACGAGCCCAUUGCGCAAGAGCUCCUCUCGGGCUUUCCUGAUACUUGCAAGCAUCACGACAUUCCAUGCUCAGCUAUUCAUCUGUCUUCCGGUUACACUGUUGACAAUGACGGCAAUCGUCUCGUCUUCACCAUGAACACGCGAAGAUAUCCUGACUUUGCAGAGAUGGUCAAGACUUUUCAUAAAGCUGGGAUCCGAGUCACACCCAACAUCAAGCCGUACGUGAUGCAGAGGCACCCACACUACCAGAAGCUGCACGAUGCAGGUGCCCUGUUCACCGACCCUCACAACGGUAACAAGCCUGUCGUCACCCGCAUUUGGUCGAGCGGUAUCGGAUGCACCGAGCUCGGCUCAUGGGUUGACAUGACUUCCCAAGCAGGUCGUGAAUGGUGGCGUCAAGGUGCGCUGGAGCUUUGCAAGCUUGGUGUUGACUCGCUUUGGAACGACAACAACGAGUAUCUGCUCUUUGAUGAUGCCUACAUCUGCAAGAACGAACACAUCGGCGAUGCCAAGAGUGACGGAAAUCGCACAGGUAAGCCAACACGCAUCGGUCAAUUGGGUCGCAUGACCAACACCGAGCUCAUGGCGAGAGAGUCGCACCAAGCGCUCGUCACGCACCACCCGGAUCGUCGGCCUUUUGUUCUCACCCGAUCUGCCAACGUCGGCACUCAGAAAUGGGCUGCAUCCACUUGGUCCGGAGACAACCGAACCAGCUGGCACAACCUUCGCGGCUCGAUCGCUAUGAACCUGAACGCGCAAAUGUCGCUCUUGCAGUCGUACGGCAACGACAUCGGUGGCUUUGCCGGUCCUCUACCAAGCCCGGAACUCUUCGUAAGAUGGAUCCAGUCUGGCGUCACCCAGCCUCGGUUCUGUAUCCACUCGUUCAAGCCGUGCAAGGAGGACCCUACCGGUGUCAAACUUAAUAAUCUGCCCUGGAUGUACCCCGAAGUCGUCGAUAUUAUCCGUUGCACUAUCAAGCGUCGAUACGAGAUGCUACCGUACAUCAACAACCUCAAUUGGCGUUCGCAUCUUGCCGCUGAGCCCAUGAACACCUGGUUGGGAUGGGGCGAAUUCGCCGCUGAUCCUCAAGUUUAUCAGAAACAAGUGCUCCAAGGCUUCGACUACUGGAUCGGUCAUGGACAGCUUCUUGUCGCCGGCGCAUACCACCAAGACGAGCUGAGCCGCCGCGUCUACCUUCCUGCUGCUGGUAAAGAUGACACCAAGGUGUAUUACGACACGCACGCACCCUUCGGCGUCCAUAAAGCAGGUCAGUGGAUCGAGAAUGUUUCGACUCCUCUUUCUCACUUUGCCGUAUUUGCUCGCGAGGGAAGCGUCAUCCCAAUCGGACUUGCUAAGAACACUCUCACCCAAGUCGACGGCAUCGCCACUCUGACCGGCAGCGGAACCAAGAUUCUGACCGAACAAGAGGGCGGUCAGUGCGUGUAUGAUGACUGGCGAGGAGUGGAGAUCUUCCCUUCACCAGCCGACGCUUCGAGUCCUGGCCAGUACACAUACAGUUGGAUCGAGGACGACGGUGUAUCUGCCCAGCCCGUGGUUGCAGAGAUCAAGCUUGAGGUCUCGUCCAACAAGGACGAGGUCUCGGUCAAGGCUUCUGCUACCCGGAACGAGUUCAAGCCUUUGUGGGGCAACACGCUAUGGGUCAUCUUGCCAAGACCCGACACGAGAAAGGUGAAGGGCGCUACCAAGACCAUGAUACACAAGCGCCAGACGGCGUACGCUGUCACCGUUGCUGGACUUUGA